Molecule: messenger RNA, 921 nt
Organism: Gigantopelta aegis
Lineage: Eukaryota; Metazoa; Mollusca; Gastropoda; Neomphalida; Peltospiridae
Product: guanine nucleotide-binding protein G(o) subunit alpha-like
Biological process (GO): adenylate cyclase-modulating G protein-coupled receptor signaling pathway
Cellular component (GO): heterotrimeric G-protein complex
Molecular function (GO): G protein-coupled receptor binding; G-protein beta/gamma-subunit complex binding; guanyl nucleotide binding
Source: RefSeq, a predicted model, not a curated record
AUGGACAUCUCUUUUGUGUUAUUUGAUAGUUGUGAGAGAGAGGCCCAAGCAGCGGGAGUGAAGCGUAUUAUUGAUCGUGAAAUCAGACAAGCAGCUAAAGAUUAUGAAAACACUAUCAAAAUUUUAUUACUUGGUGCUGGUGAGUCUGGGAAGAGUACUGUAGUAAAACAGAUGAAGAUUAUUCAUGGAGAUGGAUUUGUUAUUGACGCCUUUCAAUCAUUAUGGGCUGAUCAAGGUAUCAGAAAAUGUUUUGAAAGAGCUUAUGAAUACCAAUUAAAUGACUCUGCCCCUUACUACUUUUCUAACAUGGAUCGAAUCUUGGCACCUGGUUACACACCUACUGAAGAUGAUGUACUGAGAUCUCGUGUUCAGACAACUGGUAUUAUUGAAACUGCCUUAAAAUGGACAGGUGUAUACUGGUACCACAUAUGUAACCUCUUUAGGAUGGUCGAUGUUGGAGGACAAAGAUCAGAGCGUAGGAAAUGGAUCCAAUGCUUUGAUGAUGUACGAGCUGUUUUUGUUUGUGCUCUUAGCGGUUAUGAUAUGACAUUGUUUGAAGAUGGGAAGACAAAUCGUUUAGAAGAAUCACUGAACUUAUUUCAAAGCAUUUGUAAUAACAAGUUCUUUAUCAAGACAUCUAUGAUCCUCUUCUUAAACAAAGUGGAUCUGUUCCGUGAGAAACUCUGCAAUGCUGAUCGUCACCUACGUCUCUUCUUUCCACAAUAUACUGGUCCUGAACGUGAUGUCGAAGCAGCUGCUGUCUUUAUUCAGGAGAUGUUUCUAGAGCGCAAUCUCAAUAAAAACAAAAUCGUUUAUCCUCAUUUUACAACAGCUACAGAUACAUCCAAUAUACGAGUGGUUUUCAAAGUAGUACUUGAUACCAUUAUCAGAGAAAACCUCGAAGCUGCAAACCUACUUUAG